Messenger RNA from Gadus macrocephalus (Pacific cod), 2995 nucleotides. RefSeq names its product HEPACAM family member 2 (gene hepacam2). NCBI's taxonomy places the organism in Eukaryota, Metazoa, Chordata, Actinopteri, Gadiformes, Gadidae. Bases 1376 to 2860 code for a protein of 494 amino acids. The record is from RefSeq and is a predicted model, not a curated record. The transcript has 9 exons.
GUAACUCAAUUAUAGAGUCAAUAUACCAAACAUAAGUAUUUUAACAGUUAAUGUGUUUAAACAUUUAUUUCAUCAAUGGAACAUUUAGUUUUUCACUUCACCAAUUAUUAAUUUAAUCAGACAGUUAGUCGGUCAGCAAGUUAAUCAGAAAGAUAGCUGUCAUUCAUUCAUUCAGUAGAUCAGUCAGUCAGUAUCUGUGUUUCCCUGUCUGCCUGUCUGUACGUCAGCCUCUCGGUUACUCUCUGUCCGUCUGUCUGUGUCUCUAUAUCAGAGCCUGAGGGAGAGAGCUAGAGACUGCUGUGUGUCUGAUGGAUAGAAACCACUGUUCCUCACCUAUCCUUUUAUAGCUCUCCGUUUUCACUGUACCCUAGUUAUCCUCUGCCUUAGGGGGCACUGACAUGCACUGUGUAUGUGUGUGUGUAUGUGUGUGUGUGUGUGUGUGUGUGUGUGUGUGUGUGUGUGUGUGUGUGUGUGUGUGUGUGUGUGUGUGUGUGUGUGUGUGUUUUGGCGAUACUCUAUUGUGAGUUUGCAUGUGUGGGUUUGUGUGUGUAUGUUUCGACGAUACCCUUGGAUGUGUGUGUGCGUGAGAAUAUAUUGCAUUUUGUGUUGUUCAGGCAUACAUGUGUGUUUGUUCUUGUGUCUGUGUAUAUGGGUGUGUGCGUGUGUGUGUGUGUGUGUUUGAGUGUGUGUUUGCGUGUGUUUCGUUGACACUCUAUUGUGGAUUUGCAUGUGUGGGUUUGUGUCUUUUGACGAUACGUGUGUGAUACAUUGCAUUUUGUGUUGUUUAGGCAUGUGUGUCUGUGUGUGUGUGUGUAUAUAUGUAUAUAUGUGUGUAUACAUGUAUGAGUGUUUGGGUGUAUAUGUGUACAUGUGUGAGCAUAUGCAUGUGUGUGUUCUUGUGCAUGUGUGUUAGUGUUUGUGUGUGUGCAUGCCUGUAUGUCUGUCUGUUAGUGUGUGUGCGUGUGUGUGUGCGUUUGUGACGAAUGUAUGUCUGCAUGCUUCUGUGUAUGUGUAUGUGUGUGUGUGUGUGUGUGUGUGUAUGUACGCCUGCAAGUGUAAGCGUACGAUUGUGUGUCUGUAUACGUCCAUGUGUGUGUGUGUGUGUGUGUGUGUAUUUGUGCAUGAGGGCUGAACCUUACCCAGGUGUAAGAUCUCUUCCUCAUCCUGACGAUGUCAGCGGGGGAGGAGUGACUGGUGCAGGGCCCAUCAGCCCGGCUCCUCUCAUUUCCCUGGCAAAUGUUGUUCACCACAGCCCGUCACACGUCUCCCCUCCUCUCCUCCUCUCCUCUCCUCUCUCCUCCCUCACACACCCUCGGUCGCCUCCCUCCUCCCUGGCCUGCCUGUCCAGCCGAGUGCUCUGUGACCAUACGAUGCUAUGGAGGGCCUGAGUAGAACACUGUGUUUGACCGCCGUGCUGCUUAUUCUGACAGAGGUGCGCCCAGAGCUGGUCCGCGUCCCCCUGACGGUCCAACACGGCGUGGAGGGCCAGUCCGUCCUGCUGGCGGUGGAGACCCUCUUCCGGCUGAACGAGUCGGAGGUCCAGGGCACGUGGUCCCACACCAGGCCCAGCGGCGCCCGGACCACCCUGGUCACCUUCACCAAGAACUCCACCAUCACGGACAUGACGCGCCGCGACCGCCUGCAGUUCCGCGGGCCCAACGCCUCGCUGCAGCUCCUCGCGCUGCGGCUGUCCGACGAGGGUGUCUAUCGCCUGGACCUCAACGUCGAGUUCCACAACCGCACCGGCCACUUCCUCAAUGUGGAGAAGACGGUGCAUGUCACGGUGGACGUUCCUGUCUCUUCUCCCACCAUCGGGAUGAGUCCCACGUAUCCCGUGGUGGAGGACAGGGAGAACGUCACCUGGUCCUGUUCGGUCCAGAUCGGGACCAAGGUGGGGUUCCAGUGGCUGAGGAACAACGUGGUGCUGAGGCCCGGGAAGAGGUACUGGUUCUCGGAGGACAGCUCCACACUGGUGGUCAGCCCCGUGAGGAAGGAGGACAAGGGGGAGUACAGCUGCCUGGCCAGGAACCACGUCAGCCAGAUGCUCAGCCGGAGCAUGGACCUCAACGUGUACUACGGCCCCUACAACCUGGCGGUGAGCCAGGGCCAGGGCCAGGGCCAGGGCCAGGGCCAGAGCCAGGGCCAGGGCCAGGGCCAGGGCCAGGGCCAGGGCCAGGGCCAGGGCCAGGGCCAGGGCCAGGGCCAGGGCAAUGUGUUCUACAUCAACCCCGGGAAGCUGGCGUACUUCGACUGCAAGGCUGACUCCAACCCGCCCAACAGCUACGUGUGGAUCUCCAAGAACGCCAAUAGCAGCCAGGUGGUGUGGCUGGGGCCCCGGCUGGAGGUGCGCUUCUACCGCCUGUUCCAGCGCGAGGAGUACCUGUGCAGAGCCUUCAACAACGUGACGGAGAAGCAGGACGAGACGCAGUUCACCCUGUGGGUGACCGGCUCCGGGACAGGCAAAGAGAAGCACUCACAAGUCAGCAGCUCAGUAUCGCCUCUGGCAGCCAUUACUAUCUGCUCGUUGUUCAUCAUCGCGUUUAUGGUGUUGUUCUUUCUCAGGAGAGCGUGCCAUCCCAAGAGAGUGCUAAUGAACAUUUACAACAGACCACUAACGGAACAGAGGAGACCACAUCUAUCAGGUCAUGAAGAUGCAACAGAGGAUUUCGGUAUCUACGAGUUUGUCGCUGUUUCUGGGUUAAUGGAAUCCACACAGGCGUCUUGCAGAUCUCUUGCCAGGCUCGAGUCAAUGCAGGACGUGCAGACAACGAUCUACGACGUCAUCAGACACGUUCCCGAGACCCCCGGCCACACUUUGCUCACUGUGCCCUCCCCCACACAGGCAGCAUUGAGACAGUAGCCUGUCACUUUUGGACGCUCAAGUUAUGCAGAAGUUCCCCUGUGCCGAAGUCUCACUCGCACACAGCUUUGGGUGGAUCUGGAUUAAAACUGCCUGCAUGUGAAUAUGUUCAUUCUCAUGAUGCACUGCUACUGU